Messenger RNA from Ooceraea biroi (clonal raider ant), 2627 nucleotides. Its product is annotated as odorant receptor 4. Gene Ontology annotation, molecular function: olfactory receptor activity; odorant binding. Gene Ontology annotation, cellular component: plasma membrane. The record is from RefSeq and is a predicted model, not a curated record. Gene Ontology annotation, biological process: detection of chemical stimulus involved in sensory perception of smell; sensory perception of smell. NCBI's taxonomy places the organism in Eukaryota, Metazoa, Arthropoda, Insecta, Hymenoptera, Formicidae.
UUAAUUUUAAUAUACACAUUUUGACAUAUUGUUUUUUCUUUGACAUAUUUUCAAAACCUCGGGCAUUAAGAAAAUGAAAAAAAAUCGAUAUUUUUAAACCGUCAUAUUAGGGUCUCCCCUUAAUAUCACAUUUGAACUAUUGAUCCAUUGUAAACCUUACAUUCUACUGACCCCCAUUCUCAGUCUCCGUCUUGUAUCAUAGUUGCCAUCACAUAAGAGCCUCGUCAAAACAGUUAUGCAUUGCUACUUUGCGAUAAAAAUGUAAUGUUUAUAAAAUUUUAACAUGCCGCUACGUUAAAUAAAUGAUUACAUUAGAAUUCAGUUGAAAAAUUCUAUGUAUAUAUAUAUAAGUAAAAUAUACGUGCAGGAAGUACUAUUCUUGUUCGCUGAUAUUCAUAUUAAAUUUUAAUUAAACGUUAAUUUAUUAUUAUAUUUCAACAUGAAUUGGUUAAAAAACACGUUCAAUAGCAAAGUCGGCAAUAAUGCACUUGACAGUAUAAACUAACAUAGCAUAUUUCGAUAUUUAAAACCAGUAACGCUAGAUUCUUCUGAGUCAUCUCAAGUGCGGAAAAACAGAGGUACCUGCAAGAACCUGCUGGUACUGAUCAGUUAAUACCGCGGCUUCAAGUAAUGUUAUAGAUAUUUUUGAGAUAUAUCGCACGAUGCUGUUUGCUGUUGGAGAAGUGAUCCUUACGAAUACACACAGUGGAAUGAAACGCAUGAAAUUUUGCCGUUAAAGAAAAGGUGAACUACGCAUGCGUAGGUUCCGGCCAAGAUAUUAUUUUUUCAUGGGAAAUAACCACAUGUCGAAUUUCCUUCAACAUUAUAUUGAUCACUUACUCGUCGUCUUCUUCUCGGAAGUAAGUGACAAAUUAUGAGUUAUCGAUGGCAGUAUAUGUGUACCAUACACACCGUUUAUAUUAUUAAGCAAUUUGCAUGGCAAUUGUCUUUGGCAAAGAAAAAUGAUACAAUUUUAUAUAACGUUAUAUGAUUAUAUAAUUCGCAAGUGCUUCUAUGCAAGAUGAGGUUUCACGAAUCGUCACAAAAUAGUUUGCAGUCUACCGUAACUCGAUAAACUCAGGAUUAUUUAUAAAAUGAGUAUCUCCGUCCAAGAACGGUACUUCAGCUGGAAUAGAAUUUUAUUACUCGCUGUUGGCUUAUGGCCUUAUCACCAAUCAUUGUUUGCUCGAUUUCAGGCAGCGUUGUGUCUUAGUAUUUUGACAAGCUUCGUCGUAUUCGUGCUUUCAAGACUUUAUUUUACAGAAUACUCCUUUGAAUUUACUAUUCAUUUGCUUUCUAUAUCAAUGUAUUAUACUUUCUUUGUUAUUAAUUAUAUCGCCUUUUGGAUUAAUAUAGAAACUACAAAAAAUUUAUUGGAGCAAUUUCAAUACAUCUACAAGAAGAGGCUAAAGGAUGCGAAAGAAAUUGCUAUCUAUAACAAAUAUAGGAACUUUGCAAAACGAAUAACGCUCGCCUGCAUAAAAAGUUUAGUACUUGCAGUAUGCAUUACGCUUUGUAUUACUGCAAUAGAAUGUUGGCCAUUCAUUUUUGAUAUGAUUAUGCCCAAAAAUGAGACCCACGCGCGCCGCUUCAUAGUAACUGUGACUAAAUAUUUCGCCCUACAAGAAAAAUAUUUCUAUGUAUUUAUUCUAUAUCUGAACGCAGUUGUUACUGUAGGAACAGUUGCUAUCAUAUCGAUAGGAACAAUGCUAUUAUCAUGUCUCAAACAUAUCUCUGGAAUAUUGAGAAUUGCUAGGGGAAAUACUAUUUGCAGCUACCGCUUUGACCGAGCAAUACUGGCUGCGUUACCAAGUAUUACCAUAAAAAAUGAAACUAUUAUUUACAAGGAGUUUAUCUAUGCCGUGGACAUUCAUCGCAAAGCUAUGAAGUGUGCCAAAUUUGGUGUAGACAGCAUGGAACGAUCACUUUUCGUUAUUACAAUGAUUACUGUUCUUUGUAUGAGUUUGAAUCUUUAUGGAAUAUUUCAAGUUGAGUCACCUACGCAAGAAAUAGAAAAGACAGCAGGACAUUUUUUUCAUAUCAUGUGUCUUUUUAUAUAUAUGUUUCUCGGCAACUACGCCGGACAGGAAAUUACGGAUUGUAAUAAUCAUAUAUUUCUUACGAUAUACAAUGCUCCAUGGUACUUGGCACCGUUGCAGAUACAGAAAGUGAUAUUGUUCUUAUUACAAAGAAGCAACAAAGCUUUUACAUUGAAUAUCGGUGGAAUAUUCACAUUAUCUAUAGAGAGCUUUACUUCGGUAUAGUUAUACAUUUAAUAAUCUCGUAAAUGCAUCACUAUCUUACCUCACUCUUAUGCUAUCUGUGUAAUAAUAACGAAAAUAUAACACAUCCAAUAAUAUCGUAUAUUAGAACAAAGUAAAUAGAUAUAAAACUCGAUAAAAAUACCGACACUCUCUUGUUCUAUAGACUUAAACAAUUAGGAAGUUUUAAGAAGAUAAGUAGCAUUGUUCUUUGAAAACCAUAAUGUUAUGCAUAAAAUAAGCAAAGAAAAACAUUAACUGAUUUGUAGGUACACUCAGUUAAGCUGACAAAACCAGGUCUAAAAUGUUUCUCACAUUAAGCGUAUAAAAUGUAUCAUUCGAAAAAAAUUUGCGGAUAAGAAAAAA